This is a messenger RNA of Balearica regulorum gibbericeps (East African grey crowned-crane), 556 nucleotides long. The record is from RefSeq and is a predicted model, not a curated record. Lineage: Eukaryota; Metazoa; Chordata; Aves; Gruiformes; Gruidae.
AUGUGCUGGGCAGACCUGCUUGUCCUUCCUGCAGCCCCAUACCGGCUGGUGGCUUUCCCCUUCGCUGCGCUUUUCCAUCAUCUUUGUGCUUCUGGGUGCCUCUCUCUGACUGCCCGGUACAUAUUCCUCCUCGCUGGAGGAUGUCUCCUUGCUGGCACAGCCAUGGGCAGCUACGCCGUGUUGCUCCUCAUCCCUGCCGCCAGCUCCGUGCUCGUCCUCCUCUCCGUCAGCCCAGCUCAUGCCCACACCUGGGUCUUUGCCCUCCAGAUGUCCUGGCAGACACUCUGCCACCUGGGUCUGAGCAGCCAGGAGCUGGACCCACAGGAUGCCAGGCCAGCCGUUGUCCUCUCUGCCAUCAUGUUGCUCACCCAGAAGGCUACAUCUCUGGCUCUGGACAUCCAUGAAGGACUCGUGCCACUCCAGCAGGGCCAGGGGCUUCUGCAGUGUGCCCUGCCCCUCUGCAGCUACCUGCUCUUUUUCCCAGCACUCCUUGGAGGUCCUCUGUGCUCCUUCAGCAGGUUUCAGGCCCAGGUGGAGUCCUCGGGGGCUCUCACCA